Messenger RNA from Cuscuta epithymum, 512 nucleotides. Lineage: Eukaryota; Viridiplantae; Streptophyta; Magnoliopsida; Solanales; Convolvulaceae. The record is from the annotation of a GenBank genome assembly.
ACCCAACAACAGAAGAGGGAGAAAGAUGAUGAUGAUGAUGGCAAUGUAGUUGUUGAAGACAACCACUAUGCUUCCUGAAAGUAAAACCAUGUAUGUGUACAAGUGAAGUUGGCAGUGCGCCAUGCUCUGGUGAAAUUAGUAGUGUGUCAUGCCAAGGUGAAGGUAGAACCAUUACCUGGUCUAUGUGUCAUGUUCUUGCACAAAUAACAGCAUGCUAUUGCUCAGUGUGUCAUAUUUUCAUAGAGAUAUCAUGCUAUGUUCAACGUGCUUGGCAUUCUGAAGGUAAUAUCAUGUAUGUUAAGCGUGUGUGUGUCGGUCAUUGUAGAGGUAGUACUACGCCCCUCAUCAUAAGUACGCCGAAUGGAUUUACUGGGUUGAUUUGGAUCAUUUAGAUUUAUGAAUGCAUAUCCAUCCACACGGAGGAUACAAUUAGUUUAGUAUUGUUGUUUGAAUGAUAAUUAUAAUGCUUAUAAAUGCGAUUUACAUUACUGUAUAAGUUCUGUUUGUACAAG